Neoarius graeffei (lesser salmon catfish) is the source of this 4743-nucleotide messenger RNA. RefSeq names its product eukaryotic translation initiation factor 5B (gene eif5b). The record is from RefSeq and is a predicted model, not a curated record. The transcript has 24 exons. Bases 100 to 3744 code for a protein of 1214 amino acids. Gene Ontology annotation, molecular function: GTP binding; translation initiation factor activity; GTPase activity. NCBI's taxonomy places the organism in Eukaryota, Metazoa, Chordata, Actinopteri, Siluriformes, Ariidae.
UAUUCUUAAAGCGACACGACGUGUUAAGCUCGCCGUGUGGACUCGAUACACGUUUCGGAGUUUUAGUACCGACUGGACCAUCACUAUUACACAGUGACCAUGGGGAAGAAGCAGAAAAAUAAAGGAGAUGACGGUGCCAAAGACGACGGCGUUGACAUUGAUGCCUUAGCAGCUGAAAUCGAGGGAGCCGGUGCAGCAAAGGAGCAGAGCAAAAGUAAAGGCAAGAAGAAGAAAGGAGGAAAGAAAGAGGACUUUGAUGAGGAUGAUAUUCUGAAGGAACUGGAGGAAUUAUCACUUGAAGCCCAGGGUGGAAAACCAAAAGAACCAGCAAAGAAAUCCAACUCCAUAGAGGACACAGAGGCUGAGCCAGCACCAACCAAGGCAGACAAGAAGAAGGCCAAGAAGGGCAAGCGUGAAGAAGAUGAAGGUGAAGAAGCUCAGGGUAAAGACGACAUGGAGAACGAGAGCAGGACGAAAGGCAAAAAGGCACUGGCGGCUCCCGCUGUUGCUUCUGUUGCUUCGGAGUCUGACGACGAGUCGCAAUCCCAACUCAAAGCCAAGGUCGUCAAGAAAGGCAGGCAGAAGGGUGUGUCUAACUCGGAAGAUGAUGAUGAUGAGGAGGAGGGUGGACGUGAAAAGAAAGGCGGAGGAGGCGACGAAGAGCAGUCAGACGAUGACUCUCAGGCUGCACGCAAACAGAAGAAGAAGGCAAAAGCGAAAGCAAAGGCUGACAGUGACAAUGACGACGCAGAAGACGAUGGCGCCUUCAAGAUGAAGACAGCGGCACAGAAGAAGGCGGAGAAGAAGGAGAGGGAGAGAAAGAAGAAGGAGGAAGAGCGGGCCAAGAUGAAGGCGAAAAAGGAAAAGGAGGAAGAGGCUGCUAAAAAGGACGCCACAAAAGCUACAGCAGCUCCACCCACGGAAACAAAAAAGAUCGAGGUCGAGGAGCUGGACGAGGCAGAAGACCAGGGUGAAGAUGAGGGUGAGGGUGAGAAGAAAAAGAAGAAAGACAAGAAAAAGAAGAAAGGAGAAAAGGAAGAAAAGGAGAAGAAGAAAGGACCAAGCAAAGCUGCAGUGAAGGCCAUGCAGGAGGCUCUGGCUCGGCUGAAGGAGGAGGAGGAGCGAGCCAAGAGGGAGGAAGAGGAGCGGGAGAGACGCCUGGCCGAGCUGGAGGCACAGAGGCUUGAGCAGGAGCGACUGGAAGCAGAGAGGAAGGAGAAGAAGAAGCAGAAGGACAAAGAAAGGAAGGAGAGGCUGAAGAAGGAGGGCAAGCUCCUGACCAAAUCGCAGAAAGAGGCUCGAGCCAGAGCUGAGGCCACACUGCGGUUACUGCAGGCCCAGGGUGUUGAAGUGCCAUCCAAAGACUCGAUGCCAAAGAAGAAGCCUGUUUACUCUGACAAAAGAAAAAAGAAGCCAACGGCACACGCUGCUGAAGAGACCUCAGAAGUGGCUUCACCUACGUCGGAAGUGGCUGACCCGAUCGCCAUGGCGAUGGAAGUCGACGCUUCCAAAGAGGAGCCAGUACUCGUUUCUGCAGAAGCUGACACUCAGGCUGACAGUGCAGACCUAGAUGACUGGGAAGCCAUGGCCAGUGAUGAGGAAGGGGGGAAGACUGUAAACGAGUUGAAGAAGGUGCACAUCGAAGUGAAGGAGACAGCAGCCACUCAGCCAACCCACAAAGCUUCUGCUCCUGCUGAACAGGAGAACGGCAGUGAAGAGGAGGAUGAGGAUGACGAGGACGAUGAAGAGGAGGACGAAGAGGACGAGAGCGAAGAAGAGGACGAAGAGGACGAGAAAGACGUCCAGACAGCAAAGGAGAAGAGCCGGAAAGAAGAGAGCUCGGAGUCGAGCAGCGAGAGCGAUUCAGAUGACGAGCGCACCAAAGAGGAGAGGAUGUACGACAAGGCCAAGAGACGCAUAGAGAAACGGAGACAGGAGAACCUGAAGAACAUUAACUUGGACAAACUGAGAGCUCCUGUGGUGUGUGUCUUGGGGCAUGUAGAUACAGGGAAGACAAAAAUCCUUGACAAGCUACGCCACACGCACGUACAGGACGGCGAGGCAGGUGGAAUCACCCAACAGAUUGGUGCUACCAACGUUCCCUUGGAAACAAUCAUUGAGCAAACCAAGAUGGUGAAAAAUUUUGACAGGGAUAAUAUAAAAAUUCCAGGAAUGCUGAUUAUCGACACGCCAGGACACGAGUCUUUCAGUAAUCUGAGAAAUAGAGGCAGUUCCCUGUGCGACAUCGCAAUCCUGGUGGUGGACAUAAUGCACGGACUGGAACCGCAAACCCUCGAGUCCAUCAACCUGCUGAAGGAAAAGAAGUGUCCCUUUAUUGUGGCUCUUAACAAGAUUGACCGUCUGUAUGACUGGAAGAAGAGUCCGGACACGGAUGUGGUGGUUACGCUGAAGAAGCAGAAGAAGAACACUAAGGAUGAGUUUGAUGAGCGAGCCAAAGCCGUCAUGCUAGAGUUCGCCCAGCAGGGUUUGAAUGCAGCUCUGUUCUAUGAGAAUAAGGACGUACGCACUUUCGUGUCUCUGGUGCCCACCUCUGCGCAUUCGGGCGAUGGCAUGGGCAAUCUCAUCGCCCUGCUGGUAGAACUCACCCAGACCAUGCUGGCACGCAGACUGGCUCACUGCGACGAGCUCCGAGCACAGGUCAUGGAGGUAAAAGCUCUGCCUGGUAUGGGCACAACGAUAGACGUGAUACUGAUCAACGGGCGCUUGCGCGAAGGCGAGACAAUCAUCGUGCCGGGUGUGGAGGGACCUAUCGUCACUCAGAUCAGAGGACUGCUAUUGCCACCGCCUCUCAAGGAGCUUCGUGUCAAGAAUCCAUAUGAGAAGCACAAGGAGGUGAAUACGUCUCAGGGAGUGAAGAUCCUGGGGAAGGAUCUGGAAAAGACUCUGGCAGGCCUGCCACUGCUCGUGGCUCAUAAAGAGGACGAGAUUCCUGUACUAAAGGACGACCUGAUCAGGGAGCUGAAACAGACGCUGAAUGCGAUAAAGCUGGAGGAGAAGGGUGUGUAUGUACAGGCAUCGACACUGGGCUCACUAGAAGCUCUGCUGGAAUUUUUGCGCACAUCCAAAGUGCCUUAUGCUGGCAUUAAUAUCGGUCCUGUUCACAAGAAAGACGUAAUGAAGGCAUCUACGAUGCUGGAGCACGACCCACAGUACGCAGUGAUCCUGGCGUUUGAUGUGAAGGUUGAAAGAGAUUCUCAGGAGAUGGCCGACAGUCUUGGCGUGCGGAUCUUUAGCGCCGAGAUCAUUUACCAUCUUUUCGAUGCCUUCACGAAAUACAGGGAAGACUACAAGAAACAGAAGCAGGAGGAGUUCAAGCACGUAGCGGUGUUCCCCUGUAAGCUGCGCAUCUUGCCUCAGUUCAUCUUUAACUCCAGAGACCCGAUAGUCAUGGGAGUGAACGUGGAGGCAGGUGUACUGAGGACGGGCACCCUGCUGUGUGUACCGAGUAAAGCGUUCGUGGAGAUUGGCAUCGUGACCGGUAUUGAGGUGAACCACAAGCCAGUGGAUAUAGCGAAGAAAGGGCAGGAGAUCUGCGUGAAGAUCGAGCCGAUUCCCGGAGAGUCGCCCAAGAUGUACGGCCGUCAUUUCGAGGCUGUAGAUAUCAUCGUUAGUAAGAUUACCCGUCAGUCCAUCGACGCUCUGAAGAACUGGUUCAGAGACGAGAUGCAGAAGUCGGACUGGCAGCUAAUCAUGGAGCUGAAGAAAACUUUUGAAAUUAUCUGAGCGCGUGCACACUUUCACAUGACUUUCAAACUGACCUACAUGCUGAGAUCUUUCUCUCUCUCACACACACACACACACACACACACACACACACACACACACACACACACAAAUGUGGGUGUGUCCAGAGUCGAGACAUGCCCCUCCCUGUUUUCCCUCCAUCUCCUCCUUUAUGAGUGGUGGAGACGACAGAAAAAGAAGAAAAGAGGAAAAAAAAAAGGUUUUUCUGUGAGAAACUGAAACUAUUACCACUGUUUUAACAGUGACUGUUAGAGAAACAUUUACACACUAUUCCAGACGUGCCUGUUAUUUCUGAUCCGCCUGUUUUUAGUUUCCCUGGAGUGUGGAGCUGAUUUUAAGGAAGAUUUAGAGAAAUACACCACCCAAAAGUGCUAACAUAGCUCAUGAUGGAUGAAGGCGAACAAGAAGGCAUUAGCGUCGUCGUCGUUGCGGUUAUUGUUGUUGUUAUUGAAUGCUGACUGGCUCCUGCUGGCUUUCGUGAAUUAAUAGCAAUGUUAACAUGUUUGGGUUGAGAUGUAGUGCCAGUUUUGCACGCUCAGUUUCUUUAGUGUCGGUGGUGAUGACACUCCAUCAAAUCACACACUGUACAUGCGUUCAUCACACCGUGUAGUGUCGGAGAGGGGGAAUGAAGGCAAGUGGGGAUUUCACUUGUUGGACUUGAAUUUAAAAAAAAAAAAAAGGAUUUUAGACAUUUAGUAAUUAUACCUGGUCAGUUUCCCCCCCCCCCCCCCCCCCCCUUUUUUUUAUAAAUAUAAAGCCUCCCUCUUUUGGCCCUGGAAUGCAAGUCUUUUAUGCUCCUUUGUGACUGUUAUUUGUCGCAAGGUUUUUGCCACUACACUUGACACUGCCUUGUGCCUGGCUUGACUGAGAUUUUGUUCAUUUGGUUAAAAAGUUCAAUUCCCAUAAAUGAAAAGGAAAAAUAAUUGUAGAUUUAAUUACCAAUAAAGAGAUGGCAUAUUUAUAGGAGUUGUAUUUGAA